GUUCUUCAAAUAUAUAUAAGAAUGUUAUUUAUACUGUUCGGUCAAAUUAGACAUUCAUUCGUAGCUUUGUUCGCGUCCAUAAGUACGUCCUAUUUUAUAACAGAACAAUUUCUGGGUAUACGGAACUAUCAACUUUCACAUUUAAGAUUUGUUAAUUUGUAGAUGAUAUAUAUAAUUAUUUAAUUAAAACUACGCUAAAAAGUUGAGCGUUGAAGUUUGUAAGACGCAUCGCAUCCGAUUGAAGAAAAGCAACUCUAUUGAGCUCUAUGGAAUUUGUUGUUUCAAAUACAAACUUAAGGGACCUUUCGAGAAUAUUUCUGAAUCUUUCUAGGAUUGAUGAUGCCGUAAAUUGGGAAAUUAACAAAGAUCAACUUAUUUUAACCACGUUGAACUCGUCUAGGUCUGGAUUUGGGAAGGUAACUCUCACAAAAAAGUUUUUUGAUAAGUUCACAUUCCAUCCAGAUACUCUAUUUCUUACAGGGUUUGUUUCUCCAACAGUGAGAUUAAGCACGCAAAUAAAGCCGAUCCUUUCAAUUUUUCGGAAUAAAAUCUUUGAAUCGACUCUCUUGGUCAACAACAAUCUCAAUACCAACGCUGGUGCAGCCGAAUCUUCCAGUAAAAAGAAUGUCGUUGUCGAGAAUAUACAAAUGCAGAUUACAUCAGGAAAAGAAUGCAGAGUUAUCUUUAAAUUUAAUUGCAAGCAUGGAGUCGUAAAAACUUACAAAAUUGCAUAUGAACAGACCCAAACAUUACACGCUGUUUUUGAUAAGGCCUCUUGUCAUAAUAACUGGCAAAUUAAUUCGAAAAUACUGAAAGAUUUGAUUGAGCAUUUUGGACAAAAAACAGAAGAAUUGACGAUACAGCCAGUACAAGGACGGGUCCUUCUGACCAGUUUUACGGAAGAGGUCGUUCAUAACAAAGAUGUCCUAAAGCAGCCUACACAAACAACAGUUUCAAUCGACGGAAAAGAAUUUGAGCAAGUUUCCCUUAAUGAAGGCAUAAUAAUAACGCUAUCUCUAAAAGAAUUUCGGGCUGCUGUUUUGCUUGCUGAAUCUCUAGGAACGUCAAUCGCAUCAUACUACAGUGUAUCAGGAAAGCCCGCUUUGUUCACAUUUAAUAAGGGAAAGUUUAUGGAGAUUGAAGCUCAGUUUAUUCUCGCUACUGUUAUGGGACCCGACGAUUUCGAUGAAAGUUCUUUGGGUGCAAGGUGGCAGCAAAGUGGUACUGCAAAUAGCAGUUUACUCGUUCCAGAGAACACCAGUGCUGCCCCAGCUUUAGAAAAUGAAGCACCGUCUGCGUCAAUAGGAUGGCAAACUAAUGGGGAUGCAGAGACUUCUAGGAUGUUUCAUUCCACAUUGGAUAUACCAAGAAACGAAGAACCAGCUGCAAAGCCAUCUAGACAGACAACAGAUGAAGAGAAUCACCCGCUAUUUUUGGAAGGUAUGCCGGAUGAAACCGAACUGAUGGCAUUCGACAACGACGUAGCUGACGAUGCUGAAUUUGGACCAACGCAACAUGAGCAAACCUACCACGGCAUCUUCUCACAAGACGAUACUGAAACGUAGAGCUCCAUGCAAAGUUGAUGUAUUAUAGUUACGAGCUUUUACAAUACUAGUUCUAUCUUUAUGACCACUCACUCAAAUAUAUCUUCAAAUUAAAUCCAGAUACC
This is a messenger RNA of Schizosaccharomyces octosporus yFS286, 1669 nucleotides long. RefSeq names its product checkpoint clamp complex protein Rad9. NCBI's taxonomy places the organism in Eukaryota, Fungi, Ascomycota, Schizosaccharomycetes, Schizosaccharomycetales, Schizosaccharomycetaceae. Gene Ontology annotation, biological process: DNA repair; cellular response to ionizing radiation; mitotic intra-S DNA damage checkpoint signaling. The coding region runs from base 267 to 1565 and encodes 432 amino acids. The record is from RefSeq and is a predicted model, not a curated record. Gene Ontology annotation, cellular component: checkpoint clamp complex. The transcript has 6 exons.